AUGGAAAACGGCGCACGCUCUGCGAGGAAUGAGCUCUUCCAACAGGUAUCUAGGCCAUCUCUUCUUUAUCGGGAAACCCCGCUGAUAGUCACACAGCUCAAACCUAGGUGUGUUGAGCUCAGCCAGCUAGUACUGCGAGACGACGGUAGCGCAACCAGUGCCAAAGCCCUGAUAAAAGCCGCAGCCCAGCUUCUCGUAAUCCUCGAAGAAAAGUGCCAGCGGACGGACGGCGUGUUCGACGGGAAAUUGGCAGACUACGUCUUCUUCCCGCUCUCUCAGAUCCUUCAGCGCAAGAAGACCUAUACCGACCGGCUGUCCGAAGUCACAAUAAGAUGCACGAGGGUGCUGCUCGAAUACGGGUGGAGAGACUCGGUCGCCCUGGACCUUGCGAAGCAGCUCCUCAUUCUCCUCACCUUCGUCGCCGGCGGGGUGCCUGGGAAAGAGGUUUCUGCGCGCCCGCCGGAGGAGCUGCUGAUUGAGGCGUUCGGAGCUCUCGCCGCGCUCUUCCGGGAUGUGGCACAUACGCCGGGGGGUCCAGCAUCUAUGGUCGAUUCCGGUACUAUACCUGCCUUGGGACACUGUGUCACGGUGAUCCUGGAUGGGGUUACAGAUGGGCCAUCGGCGGCGGCACAGCUCCAGGCUCUGCAAGCUCUGCAUGCUAUCUGGCGCUGCGUCAAGGAUCCCCAAGCUCUUUCUAACUUCCUACCCGGGACGGUUUCUGCGCUGACCAAGUUCCUCAUGCCCGGGACUGCGACUCGGAGGUCGCGCAAGGCUCUGGUCAAGGCGCUAGAGGUCCUUACACAUGUUCUCGUUUCUACCUUGAGCGAUCUCCGAACGCGAAAUAUCAGGAGCGAGAGAAUAUUAGAAGAAGACAAAAGGAACAGUGAGGAACAAGAGAAUCUUACCAAGCCAUGGCUGAAGGCAACUGUUGGUCAAGUCAAAUUGGCCCUGUCCAAUAUAAUCAGACUCCGAAGCCACGAGUCAGUAGAAGUAAGAAAAGCUUUGAACAGUCUCUGUAUUACCCUGUUGGACGAGUGCCACGAGACGCUCUCCGAAGCUGCUUCCAUACUGGUUGAGACUUGCAUGACCCUUACUGGUAUUGAUUUCGAAGGCGAUUCGAGCGAGAGAUCAACAUCUCUCGUAGAUCUCGCAUCUAUAUAUUCGGAUCUAACAGACUUGAUCAAAAUUACGCUUUACAAUUGGGUCACAAGUCUUCCUCGAGUUAUGCAGUCUAAUGACGAGAUGGCCAAACGCGCUGUGUUAGGUCAACUAUCGAAAGCCCACGAGCUACUUGUUGGGCUGAACCUGGAGUCUUCGAUUCUCGAGGACGCACUUGGCGUGUCUCUUCGAGAUAGCAUUACUGUUACUCUCGAAGCUUCGCCUUUACCGAAAGGUGUCCAAGAAGCAGAAUUCGACAUGAAUAGUCAAGCUGCGAUGACACUAGCAGCGGACAAUACUCUUGCAUACCAAUUCCACCCGAUCAUCAUGGGGGAGCAGAGCCAGCUGCAGACUCGAGAUCAGCUCACAGCAUUGAUCGGUAGGCUUGGGACCAGGCAGUCGCAACUAAACAUGGCCAGCGAGAUGCUAGAGUACGCACGAUCCGCAUCUGGACCCAGUCUUCUGUCGGCAUACUGGCUUGCAUCACAGAUUCUUCGCUCCGCAGAAUCGAGCAACAAAGACCUGGACGAGUUCUUGGUGUCAUCACUCACAGACUCAGACGAGCAAGAGUCUAUAAAUGCAGAGCUAUUUUCGUUCUCUCUUUCCCUUCUAGUAGAUACCGACGAUAGAUCUUCAGAUUGGCGCCUUCGAGCCAUUGCUUUAGAAGUUGUGGCAGACGCUUCUCGGCGCAUGAAGACUGGCUUCAAAACCGAGCUGGUAGACACACUGUACCCGGUCGUCCAACUUCUCGGAAAUCCCAACACAAGAUUGCGAGAACACGCCAUAACCAGUCUAAACAUCAUCUCCAAGUCCUGCGGCUACCCCAACGCGAGUGAGCUGAUCGUUGAUAACGUAGAUUACAUGGUUAACGCCAUCUCGCUCCGCCUAAACACCUUCGAUAUCUCCCCUCAGGCACCACAAGUCCUAGUCAUGAUGAUCCGCCUCGCCGGCCCCUCUCUCCUCCCCUACCUUGAUGAUGUUGUAGACUCCAUAUUUGCCGCGCUGGACAAUUUCCACGGGUACCAAGCUCUGGUCGACGUCCUCUUCUCGGUGCUUGGCGAGAUCGUCUCUGUAGGCGCAAUAUCUGGCCAGCUACAAAUCGAAGCCGUACCCUCCCCCAACCACCGCAAAACCCGACCUGCACCACCUUCGAUCGCAGACAUCGUCAAACUCCUCACACGCACACCUAUAUCCACAGAAACUCCGCUCGAGUACGAAGCCGUCCCUCAAAGACCGUGGAAAUCGGCGAAAGACCUUCUCGAUGAAAUACGACCCUUGCCCAAAGACUCCUCCGACCCAGCUCCCGAAGAAGAGGAAGAAGAAGAAGCAAUCCCAGAUCAAGACCAGGAUCAGGAAAUAGCCAAACCACCCCCCACCAAGACAUAUACUAUGCUCCAGCUCAUCUCCCGUCACUGCCAACACCACCUCACCUCCUCGUCGCCCCAUCUGCGCACCAAACUGCUCUCCCUCCUUCGUACGUCCGCACCCGCCCUCGCCUCCGACGAAGAUCUAUUCUUACCUCUCGUAAAUGACGUCUGGCCCGUGCUCAUCACGCGUCUGUACGAUCCCGAGACGUACGUGCAGACCGCAGCAUGCGACACCGUAGCCGAACUCUGCCGCUGCGCGGGCUCCUUCCUCUCGUCCCGCAUCCGGCACGAAUGGCGCGCCCUCACGACGCUCGCCAGAAAUUCCAAAGCCGCAUCCGCAAACGAGAAGGCGAACGCGAAGGCGGGCCGGGGCGCGCACAGCCAGGCCAGCCGGGUCUGGGAGGCAGUCGUGCGGCUCCUGAGCGCCGUGGUGGAGUGCGUCGGGGUCGACGACGAGAUGUUCGACGAGGUGCUCGACGUCCUAGGCACGCUGGCGUGGGAGCGGCACGGCGUGAGGGAGGCGCUGGAGGCGGUUAAUGCCGAUGCAGUGUGGUUGGCGAUGCGGCAGGCGGGUGGGAGGGACGGGACCGAUGUAGAUGUGCUGCCGACCAUGCCGGGGUUUCAGUUUGUGGAGUUGGAGUUAUGA
Messenger RNA from Drepanopeziza brunnea f. sp. 'multigermtubi' MB_m1, 3171 nucleotides. NCBI's taxonomy places the organism in Eukaryota, Fungi, Ascomycota, Leotiomycetes, Helotiales, Drepanopezizaceae. The record is from RefSeq and is a predicted model, not a curated record.